AAUAAAAGAAUCUUUAACAAUCACAUUUGAAGAAAUCUCAUUUUUUUAAUUGGUAAUUAAGUCAAGAUUCCAAGAACCAAGCAAUACCCAUGAAUCCUUAAUCAUCAAGCAAAAGCCACUAUGUCAAUAAAAACAACUUUGGACGCAUACGGGCUUCUUACAAAUCAAUCAAUACAAGUGAAUUGAUAAAGUCCUAGUUUUCUUUCAGACAUUUAUCAAAUAAGUUGUACUGCAUUAAUUAAUCACCAGAAACAACCAUUCAGUGACGGUCAAAACAUAGAGAAAUGGGAAAAGAAAAGAUGGGUUUUUGGGUAGUGGGGGUGUUAGUGCUAGUUUUGAUUUUAGGGUCAUCAGCUACUAAUGAUGACAGACAGCAAAGAUGGCGAAAGGCUAUGAUGUCAGGUGAAACAACAGGUUCAUCAAUGUUGAUCAAUAGAGUUCCAUCAUCCAUUGUCUUACCACUUCACGGGAAUGUCUAUCCUAUUGGGUUCUAUAAUGUGACCCUCAACAUUGGUCAACCAUCAAAACCUUACUUUCUCGAUGUAGAUACUGGGAGUGAUCUUACAUAUCUCCAAUGUGACACUCCCCGUUCCCAAUGCACAGAGGCUCCCCAUCCAUAUUACAAACCCAGUAACAAUCUAGUGGCUUGGAGUGACCCUAUUUGUCAAUACUUGCGCACCAGUAGUGACAAAGGAGGUGAAAACCCAGGGCCGUGUUACUAUGAGGUUGUGUAUGCUGAUGGUGGAUCAUCAUUUGGCAUCCUUGUCAAGGAUGCCUUUAAUCUCAACUUUACAAGUGAAAAGCACCAGAGUCCUCUUCUGGCCCUUGGUUGUGGAUAUGUUCAGCAUCCAAGUGGGACUUAUCACCCCAUAGACGGAGUGCUUGGUCUUGGCCGGGGCAAACCUAGCAUUGUAUCACAGCUUAGUGGUCUGGGUUUAGUGAGAAAUGUGAUUGGACACUGUUUGAGUGGGCGCGGUGGAGGAUUCCUCUUCUUCGGGGAUGAUCUUUAUGAUUCAUCUCGUGUAGUUUGGACACCAAUGUCACCCAAUGCGAAAUACUAUUCACCCGGAUUCGCUGAAUUGACAUUUGAUGGGAAAACUACUGGGUUCAAAAACCUGAUCAUAGCUUUUGACAGCGGGGCCUCUUAUACUUACCUUAAUUCUCAGGCGUAUCAAGGUCUAAUUUCUCUGAUAAAGGGAGAAUUAUCCAAGAAGUUUUUGAGUGAAGCACUGGAUGAUCAUACGCUUCCAAUUUGCUGGAAAGGAUGGAAACCUUUCGAAAGUGUUCGUGAUGUCAAGAAAUACUUCAAGACCUUUGCGUUGAGCUUUAUGAAUGGUGGAAAAUCUAAAACUCAGCUUGAAUUCCCACCAGAAGCUUAUCUUAUAAUAUCAUCCAAGGGAAACGCUUGCUUGGGAAUUCUAAAUGGUACAGAAGUAGGUCUGAAUGAUCUGAAUGUCAUUGGAGACAUAUCAAUGCAAGACAGAGUGGUGAUUUAUGACAAUGAGAAGCAACUGAUUGGAUGGGCACCUGGAAAUUGCGACAGGCUUCCUAGAUCCAGAAGCAUUAUCAUUUGAUGACAGGUUAAAAAAAAUUGUCCUGUACAGAAAGCUGUUAAGCUGUAAUAUUGUAUUCUUCCACCAUUACAGCAAAUUCCUUGUAAAGUAAUACUAUGUAUAUGGGGUCGGGUGAAUCAAACCCCAUAAUUAUACUUGAUGGGUUAUGAAAAUUUAAUAAAA
This is a messenger RNA of Populus euphratica (Euphrates poplar), 1736 nucleotides long. Its product is annotated as aspartic proteinase Asp1-like. Bases 285 to 1574 code for a protein of 429 amino acids. The transcript is spliced from 8 exons. The record is from RefSeq and is a predicted model, not a curated record. Lineage: Eukaryota; Viridiplantae; Streptophyta; Magnoliopsida; Malpighiales; Salicaceae. Gene Ontology annotation, molecular function: aspartic-type endopeptidase activity. Gene Ontology annotation, biological process: proteolysis.